Prorocentrum cordatum is the source of this 621-nucleotide messenger RNA. The record is from the annotation of a GenBank genome assembly. NCBI's taxonomy places the organism in Eukaryota, Dinophyceae, Prorocentrales, Prorocentraceae.
AUGGGCCUGAUGAAGAUAUUGCGGAAGAUGAAGCAGGAGGAGAAGGAGAUGCGGCUCCUGAUGCUCGGCCUGGAUAACGCCGGCAAGACCACCAUCCUCAAGAAGUUCAACGGGGAGCCCGUCGACACCGUCUCUCCCACCCUGGGCUUCAACAUCAAGACGCUCGAGUACGAGGGCUACAAGCUCAACGUUUGGGACGUGGGUGGGCAGAAGACCAUCAGGAGUUAUUGGAAGAACUAUCCCUCCACUCCGAGCCUACCGCACCACGACCUGUGCCACCUUCGCGCCGCGAGCGUCGGGGCGCGGCCCCGACGCCUCCGCGGCGAGGGCGCGGAGCUGGAGACGGCCCUGGCCUGGCGCGCUCGGGCCGGGCAGGGCCCCUCGCUGGGGGCAUCCAGAGUGGGGGGCCUCGAGGCGGGGGGUCAGUGCAAACUGAGGGUCAGCCAGAGCGCCGGAUCUGGCAGGAUCCUGCAGAGCCAAGGGUGCACUGCCCCGGUGCAACGCGCAGGAUCCUUCAGGAGCUUGCAGGAGCUUGCAGAGCCUGACAGACCCGGUUUCGCAGUGACCCGAGUCAGUGUAUUCUGCAGGGGCAUCCAAAGGGGGGGCGAGGACUGCAGUUGA